Molecule: messenger RNA, 2220 nt
Organism: Pungitius pungitius (ninespine stickleback)
Lineage: Eukaryota; Metazoa; Chordata; Actinopteri; Perciformes; Gasterosteidae
Gene: pmpca
Product: peptidase, mitochondrial processing subunit alpha
Exons: 13
Coding region: 81-1634 (517 amino acids)
Cellular component (GO): mitochondrion
Molecular function (GO): metalloendopeptidase activity; metal ion binding
Source: RefSeq, a predicted model, not a curated record
GUAGUGUUUUCGGCGGAAGUGCCUCAUGAGAAUGACAUCAUCAUCCGGGUCAGUUGCUGCCGGUUCACACAGGAUCCAAGAUGGCGACUCACAUGUCGAAGUGUAGAACCUGGAGUCGUGUUCAAAGGUUUGGGAUCGCAGCUUACAGAAAAUACAGCAGUGGCGGCCGAUACCCAAAUAUCUCCCUCUCUGAACCGUUGCCUGGGAUCCCAAAACCAGUGUUCGCAUCUGGGGAUGGUCUGGAAAAAUAUGAGACAAAGAUCACUACUCUAGAAAAUGGCCUCAAAGUCGCUUCCCAAAACAAGUUUGGUCAAUUCUGCACAGUUGGAAUUUUAGUAAAUUCUGGAUCCAGACAUGAAGCAAAGUACCCGAGUGGGAUAGCCCACUUUAUAGAGAAACUCGCCUUUUCUUCCACAGCUCAGUACGGGAGUAAAGAUGAAAUUCUCCUCACGUUGGAAAAGCACGGAGGGAUAUGUGACUGCCAAACAUCAAGGGAUACCACCAUGUACGCGGUGUCUGCUGAAGUGAAGGGUCUGGACACGGUGGUCAGUCUUCUCUCUGAUGCCGUUCUGCAGCCUCGCCUGCUGGAUGACGAGAUCGAGAUGACCAGAAUGGCCGUGCGCUUUGAGUUGGAGGAUCUAAACAUGAGGCCGGACCCCGAACCUUUACUCACUGAGAUGAUCCAUGCUGCGGCAUAUCGGGGCAACACGGUCGGACUGCCUCGCUUUUGUCCCGCGGACAACGUGGAAAAAAUUGACAAGGAAAUGCUUCACAACUACCUGCGCAACUACUACUGUCCCGAGCGGAUGGUGCUGGCCGGCGUGGGCAUCGAGCACGAGCUGCUGGUGGAAUGCGCCAGGAAACACCUGCUGGCCGCCAAGCCGGUGUGGGGAAGGACCGCAGCGGCCAACGUGGACCUCUCCGUCGCGCAGUACACCGGCGGCAUCGUCAAGAUGGAUAAGGAUAUGUCCGAUGUGAGCCUCGGCCCCACCCCGAUCCCAGAGCUCACCCACAUCAUGAUCGGCCUGGAGAGCUGCUCCUUCCUGGAAGACGACUUCAUUCCGUUUGCGGUGCUCAACAUGAUGAUGGGUGGAGGGGGCUCCUUUUCGGCAGGAGGACCCGGCAAAGGCAUGUUCACCCGCCUCUACCUCAACGUGCUCAACAGGCACCAUUGGAUGUACAACGCCACCGCCUACCAUCACAGCUACGAGGACAGUGGUCUGCUGUGCAUCCACGCCAGUGCAGACCCCAGACAGGUGCGGGAAAUGGUGGAGAUAAUAACCAGAGAGUUCAUUCAGAUGGCGGGCAGCGCCGGAGAGAUGGAGUUGGAGAGGGCCAAGACGCAGCUCAAGUCCAUGUUGAUGAUGAACCUCGAGUCGCGGCCGGUCAUUUUUGAAGAUGUUGGUCGCCAGGUUCUCUCCACGGGGAAGAGAAAGCUGCCACAUGAACUGUGCGAGCUAAUAAGCAGCGUGACGGCCAGCGACAUUAAGAGGGUGACCACCAAGAUGCUGCGCAGUAAGCCCGCCGUGGCGGCUCUGGGCGACCUGACGGAGCUGCCGUCCUACGAGCACAUCCAGGCCGCGCUGUCCAGCAAGGACGGGCGCCUGCCCCGCAUGUACCGCCUCUUCCGAUAGGUCCCGCCCACCCCACCCCAUCCGCUCCCCCCCCUCCCGGCCAUCAGACAUCAGUGUGACUACACCGGACUGGAGAUUACACGAGUGUUCCCUCCCACCACGGCUCACUCGGGGAGCGGACUAAUAACCUCACCCCUGAGGACUGUAAGGAGACGUUACCGUGACCUUUGUCCAACUGCAGCUGGGAGUAUCUGUAUUUAUUGAUUGUGGGCAGGAAGGGGUCAUUUCAUUAUUUACUGGGAGUUUACAAAACCACAAGAACGACGGGUUAUAUUCCCGUUUUGCAAUGAAUGACACUUAAGAAGCGUACAAGAGAGCGGUCCAGAAGGUUCUUUAUUGAGCUACACUGUGAGAAUUCUCAUUUUCCAGAGUGGAUGGAUGGAAAAGAAAAGCACUUCACAAAGGCUGUGCAUGGCGGAUGGUUAACGGGUUGAUAAAGGGUUGAUAAAGGGUUGGUCCUCCACACUGAAAUCAUGGCUUCUGUCAUUGUGUGUAAAGAGAUUGAAAUCUGUUUUUUUUUUGUAUUCCUGUGGUUGUGUAGAUGCCUUUGCAAAUUAAAAUAUGUAUAUUAAUAGGAUCAAAUUAA